This is a messenger RNA of Staurois parvus, 783 nucleotides long. The record is from the annotation of a GenBank genome assembly. Lineage: Eukaryota; Metazoa; Chordata; Amphibia; Anura; Ranidae.
CCCUUUCACUGCGUCAAAUGCCUGCCCCCCCCCACUAAAAUGCCUGCACCCCCCCCCCACUAAAAUGCUUGCCCCCCCACUAAAAUGCUUGCCCCCCCCCCACUAAAAUGCUUGCCCCCCCCCACUCCACUAAAAUGCCUCCCCCCCCCACUAAAUAAAACCGCUCUCCCCGGACCCCGCAUUCACUAUAUCCGCUCUCCCCGGACCCCGCAUUCCCUAUAUCCGCUCUCCCCGGACCCCGCACUCACUGUAUCCGCUCUCCCCGGACCCCGCACUCACUAUAUCCGCUCUCCCCAGACCCCGCAUUCACUAUAUCCGCUCUCCCCGGACCCCGCAUUCACUAUAUCCGCUCUCCCCGGACCCCGCAUUCACUAUAUCCGCUCUCCCCGGACCCCGCAUUCACUACAUCCGCUCUCCCCGGACCCCGCAUUCACUACAUCCGCUCUCCCCGGACCCCGCAUUCACUACAUCCGCUCUCCCCGGACCCCGCAUUCACUAUAUCCGCUCUCUCCCCGGACCCCGCAUUCACUAUAUCCGCUCUCCCCGGACCCCGCAUUCACUACAUCCGCUCUCCCCGGACCCCGCAUUCACUGUAUCCGCUCUCCCCGGACCCCGCAUUCACUACAUCCGCUCUCCCCGGACCCCGCAUUCACUACAUCCGCUCUCCCCGGACCCCGCAUUCACUACAUCCGCUCUCCCCGGACCCCGCAUUCACUACAUCCGCUCUCCCCGGACCCCGCAUUCACUACAUCCGCUCUCCCCGGACCCCGCAUUCCCUAUAUC